Ambispora leptoticha is the source of this 1680-nucleotide messenger RNA. Lineage: Eukaryota; Fungi; Glomeromycota; Glomeromycetes; Archaeosporales; Ambisporaceae. The record is from the annotation of a GenBank genome assembly.
AUGCAACAACCACCACCGUGGUUACUAGUCGGUACGCCCUUGCUAAUACUAUGGACUAUAUGGAUAAGCACAUAUACAGGAACAGACCUUCUUAACAACUCAUCGCCAAAGCUACAUGGAAACUUUCUGCAUAUCACCGACCUCCAUCCUGACCCAAACUACAAGACAAACGCUACUGCUCGUUCGUCGUGUCAUAGGCGGAAAAAUGACACGAGCAUACUGAAAAAACCACCUCAUAUGAAGGUGGGAAGGUCUGGUGCGUGGGGUGCUCCUGCGACUAUUUGUGAUACUCCGAUUCGGCUAAUUAACGCUACGUUUGAUUGGCUUGCUACCAACUGGGCCGACAAUCUUGAUUUUAUUAUAUGGACUGGUGAUAGUUCAAGACACGAUAGCGAUGAGAAAAAACCACGAAAAUUCGAAGAAAUAUUGGAACUUAAUCAAAUGAUGGCCGACAAAUUUUUAACGGCAUUCUCGGCCACCAAACAUCUUCAUCCACGUCGUAACAAGAAAGCACCAAAACUCAUACCAAUAGUACCAUCGCUCGGAAACAACGACGUCUAUCCAAGCAACAUCAUCGAACAAGGGCCAAACAACAUUCUCGACUCAUACAUGAAUAUUUGGUCGCCGUUCAUCCCAAAGUCCCAGCUCGACUCCUUUAAACGCGGCGGAUACUACGUGUCCGAAGUUAUCCCGAAAAAAUUGAUUGUUGUGUCGAUGAAUACGCUUUACUUUUUCGAGUCAAAUACCGCGGUGAGAGGGUGCCAAGCGCCUGAUGAACCUGGCACGAUCGAGAUGCAAUGGUUGAAUAAAGUGUUGCAUAAAGCGCGGAAGAAAGGUAUGAAAGCUUAUGUGAUUGGACAUGUGGCGCCAUCGAAAAAGCGAUAUACGCGAUCUUGCUGGAACAAAUACGGAAGAAUAGCACACAAGUAUCAUGAUAUUAUAUUAGGACAUUUGUAUGGCCAUGCGAACAUGGAUCAUUUCUAUUUCAUCAGAAGUAAAAGUGGCAAAACAAAAACUCCAUUCAGUCCAACGAUAAACAGCAAAGAGGAUGAUAGCAAUUAUGAAACAAUCGUUGAAGAAGAAUCAAAUACUGCUGAGCCAGUUGAACCAUCAUCAUCUUCGUUGUCGGAAGAGGUCCAAACAGAAGAAAAUGGCGAAGACGACAAAGUAAAAGCAAAUGUCUACGAUAUUGAUAAUUAUGUUCAUCGUCUACUUGAUCACUAUAAAGAGGUACCACCAAUAACUGAAAAAAUGGCUUACGAUUACUCAGUGAUUAAUGUGAAUCCUUCAGUUAUCCCGACAUUUUUCCCUGCUCUUCGAAUUUAUCAGUAUAACACCACCGAGUUAACAAAUGUCAAUAAUGUGGACACCACAUCCAAGAAAUCGUAUAAGGAAGCAAAUGAAAAUCCCCAUCAAAUACCCGAAUAUGAAGUCGAAUACACAACAAAAGGUGAUUAUCAAAUGACCGACCUCACAAUAAAUAGCUGGCUUGGUCUUGCACGUCGAAUUGCAGGUGACGGAAUAAAAGGCAAGCUGUGGAAGAAAUUUCGUAAUCAUAUAAUGGUUGGAACACGUGAUGUCGUAAAGAAUCGAAAGGCUGUUAUGAAGUGCGAACAAGGCAGGGAUUGUUCUCGGGUUAAAGCACCUGAAGAUUAUCUUGCCUCGCUUGGUGAAUACUAA